GUUAUCUGGGACAUUGUGGGAAAUAAGCAGUUUUGCUCCUUUAAGAUAAAGACUAAGACUCAAAAUUUCUGUCGGAAUGAAUACAACAUAACUGGUCAGUGUAAUCGCUCCUCCUGUCCCCUCGCAAACAGCCAGUAUGCCACCAUUAAAGAAGAAAAAGGUAUCUGCUACUUGUACAUGAAGACAAUAGAAAGAGCAGCAUUCCCAGCACGGAUGUGGGAGAGGGUACGACUGAGCAAGAACUAUGAGCAGGCUCUGGAACAGAUAGAUGAAAACCUCAUCUACUGGCCACGAUUCAUCAGACAUAAGUGCAAACAGAGAUUUACCAAGAUUACACAGUACCUGAUCCGCAUCCGCAAACUAACUCUCAAGAGGCAGAGGAAACUAGUCCCACUAAGCCGGAAAGUGGAAAGAAGAGAGAAGAGGAGAGAAGAAAAAGCCCUGGUAGCUGCUCAGCUGGACAACGCUAUAGAGAAAGAACUGCUUGAGCGUCUCAAACAAGGAACGUAUGGAGACAUUUACAACUUCCCCAUCCAAGCCUUCGACAAAGCUCUGGAGCAGCAGGAAGCACCAAGUGAAUCUGAGUCCUCAGAAGAAGAGGAGGAGAAUGAAGAAGAUGAAGAGAGUGGCAAGAGAGAGUUUGUGGAAGAUGAAGAUGUGGAGGAAAGCGACAUCAGUGAUUUUGAAGACAUGGACAAAUUAGAUGACAGCAGCGAUGAAGAAAAGGAAACUAGUGAAGAAGAGGGAUUGGAGGAGGAGGAUGAAAAGGCAAAGAAUACAAGAGGAAAGUCGAAAGGCAAGAUUCCUGUGAAAGGUCCAAUGCAAAAGAAAAGAGCUUAUGUGGAAAUAGAAUAUGAACAAGAGACUGAGCCACAGCAGAAAAUUAAAUCCACUUGA
Staurois parvus is the source of this 897-nucleotide messenger RNA. The record is from the annotation of a GenBank genome assembly. NCBI's taxonomy places the organism in Eukaryota, Metazoa, Chordata, Amphibia, Anura, Ranidae.